Arabidopsis arenosa is the source of this 1251-nucleotide messenger RNA. Lineage: Eukaryota; Viridiplantae; Streptophyta; Magnoliopsida; Brassicales; Brassicaceae. The record is from the annotation of a GenBank genome assembly.
AAUCUCCAUCUCAUCUUCACCUAUCAUCACCCAACGAAGUCACAAUGUACCAAGAAGCAGCACUCCUCGUAGCUCUCCUCUUCGUUUCUUCGAAUGUCGUCGUAUCAGCCCCAAUCCGCGAUGGUUUAUUACCAAACGGUAACUUCGAGUUGGGUCCUAAACCCUCCCAAUUGAAAGGAUCCGUGAUUAAGGAACGAACUGCCGUACCAAACUGGGACAUAACCGGUUUUGUGGAGUACAUCAAAUCCGGUCAAAAACAAGACGACAUGGUCUUGGUCGUACCGCAGGGUUCCUCCGCCGUUCGCUUAGGCAACGAAGCCUCAAUCUCCCAGAAAAUCUCCGUCUUACCCGGCCGCCUGUACUCAAUCACGUUCAGCGCCGCUAGAACUUGUGCUCAAGACGAGAAACUCAAUAUCUCCGUGACACACGAGUCAGGUGUGAUCCCUAUCCAGACAAUGUACGGCAGCGAUGGUUGGGACUCAUACUCAUGGGCUUUUAAAGCUGGUGGCCCAGAAAUCGAGAUCCGGUUCCAUAACCCGGGUGUUGAGGAGCACCCGGCCUGUGGACCAUUGAUCGACGCCGUGGCUAUCAAGGCUUUGUUCCCUCCCAGAUUCUCCGGAUAUAAUCUGAUAAAGAAUGGGAACUUCGAAGAAGGACCUUACGUGUUUCCCACGGCAAAAUGGGGAGUACUGAUCCCACCGUUCAUCGAGGACGAUAACAGCCCAUUGCCCGGUUGGAUCAUUGAGUCUCUCAAGGCCGUUAAGUACGUAGACAAAGCACACUUCGCUGUCCCCGAAGGACUCCGAGCCAUCGAGCUUGUUGGAGGCAAAGAGAGCGCCAUUUCUCAGAUUGUAAGGACGUCACUGAACAAAUUCUACGCCCUCACGUUCAGCGUCGGAGACGCCAGAGACGGUUGUGAAGGGCCAAUGAUAGUGGAGGCGUUCGCUGGACAAGGCAAGAUCAUGGUGGAUUACGCGUCUAAAGGGAAAGGAGGGUUUAGACGUGGGAGGCUUGUGUUCAAGGCGGUGUCGGCCAGGACACGUGUCACUUUCUUGAGCACAUUUUACCAUAUGAAGAGUGAUCACUCUGGCUCGCUAUGUGGUCCGGUGAUCGAUGACGUCAGGCUGGUGGCGGUUCGGAAACUCCGAGGAUGAAAGUUGGGGUCUUUGACUCAUUCCAUUGAAUACUACAAUGGUUAAUUGUAAUUUAUGUUUCGAGGAUUUAUUUACAUAAGAAAAAUGUAAUUUUAAC